This is a messenger RNA of Racocetra persica, 533 nucleotides long. The record is from the annotation of a GenBank genome assembly. Lineage: Eukaryota; Fungi; Glomeromycota; Glomeromycetes; Diversisporales; Gigasporaceae.
UUAUAAAUAAUAUUGGUUCGUUGUGCCGAACUAACACAAUUAUACGUCCUGCUUCGCUUGUCUUUACGCGAUCUUAUCAUGAAAAGACUAUUAGAAAGAAUUUAUUACAAAUGCUUACGCUUGAUGUAAAUACUAAUGUCUUGGCAAAUUUCUUUUUAAAGGUUAUUGACCACUAUGAACGUCCUCGUAAUGUUGGGUCACUUCCACGAACAGAUCCAGACGUUGGAACUGGACUUGUUGGAGCACCAGCUUGUGGUGAUGUUAUGAAACUUCAAAUUCGUGUUGACGAACAGACUGGCAAGAUCGUUGAUGUUAAAUUUAAAACAUUUGGAUGUGGCUCUGCCAUUGCUUCGUCAAGCUAUAUGACUGAACGAGUGAGAGGCAUGUCUCUGGAUGAAGCCAGUCAAAUUAGAAAUACCGAGAUUGCAAAGGAAUUAUGUUUGCCCCCUGUGAAGCUUCAUUGUUCAAUGCUCGCAGAGGACGCCAUUAAAUCUGCAAUCAAGGACUAUAAAACAAAGCGUGCAUCAACAUAA